AAACUAGCCCACUGAGGCUGAGCUCAGAGGGCAUCAGGAUCUGGAGGAGACAGAGACCCAGAGAAAGGCAGAGUCAGAAAGCAACAGCCAGUGAUUGCUAGAGAGACAGAGGAACUGCCGCAGCCCCAGAGGGUCAAGGAAACUGGCCAGGGAGAGGCAGCAGGCUGAGAAAGCACAAAGAGACAACAGAGGCAGAGACAGAGAGCGGAACCCCAGCCUGGGCCCGCGGUUCCGGCUGACCUCAUGGGUCCCCUUUGGCCAGGUGUUCGCUGCAGCCUCUUCCUCCUCUUGCUGUUGACCUCCACAGCCCCGGGGGGCCUCUCCAGAGCCCAAGCCCAGGCCUUCCCCGAUGCUGCCCUGAGUCCUCCUGGAGGCCCCGAGGAUGGAAGCCAGCCCAACUACGUGGCUGCUCCCGGCCACAGUCCAGGGGACCACAGAGAGGAAGAAGAAGACACCUCAGCUGGGGCUGGGCUCUGGGGGGCCCAUCACGAGGAGGCCGAGCACAGCCACCCUGAGGACAUGUCUGUGGAACACGGGCACUGGGGGGGAGAAGAGGAGGAAGAAGAGGAGGAAGAUGCCUCCAAUGAGCAGAGGACCCAAGGCCAUGAGGAUGAGGACAAGGACGAAGAUGAUGAUGUCGAUGACGACAGUAAGAGUGCCUCACAGGAGGAGGACUCCUGGGGUGGCCACAAGCCCCAGGCCCCAGAGGAGGAGGAGGAGGAGGGUGCUUCCACAGAGCAUGGUGACAGGGACUUUGGGGACCGAGGACACGAGGAGGAAGAAGACACGUCAGCAGAGCUCGAGUACUGGGUAAACCACAGGGAUGACUCCAUAGAAGAAGAGCGCCUUGGCCCAGUCUCUGCCAAGCCUCCAGGCCAGGAGGAGGAGGAAGAGGAAGAGGAAGAAGGGGAAGAAGAGGAGGAAGAGGAGGAAUACUCUGCAGCCCAGCACAGCCACUGGGGAGACCCUGAAGGCAGCAGGGGGCCCCACAGCCAGGAGGAGGAGGAGGAUGAAGCAGCUCAGCACUGGAGGGGGGCCCAGAGUCACAGCCAGUCAGAAGAGGAGGAUUCUGCCGAGAGUCAGGAGGACCACCGAGAAGAGGGCAGCAUCUCUGCUGAGCGUGACCGUGAGCCUCUGGGCCCUCAGGAGGAGGAGGAGGAGGAGGAGGAAGGCACAAACACCUCUGUGGAGGAGGGAGGGCACUGGGGAGGUCUGAGGCUCGGAGCCCAGGAGGAGGAGGAGGAGGAGGAGGAAGGCCACAAGAGAAGCCAGGAGGAGGCUGAGCACCAGGAAGUCUCCUCUGUCCAGGAGUCCUUGGGGGUUGAGGUCCCAGGUAAGGACGAAGAAGAGGAAGCUGAGGCCGGUGUCCCAGAGGCCAGAGACAGCUCUGAGGAAGCGGCAAGCGGGGCCCCUGGAGAGGAGAGCCUGGAAGACAUCAGUGAGGAGAAGGAGGAGGCCGGAGGCCAGGGCCAGGAGGAGGGCGAGGAAGAGGAGUACCAGCCUGGCUCCCUGUGCCAUUACUGCGGCUUCUGCAAGAGAUGCACUGAGUGCGAGUCCUGCCGCUGCGACGAGGAAAACAUGGGAGAGCAUUGUGAUCACUGCAAGCACUGCCAGUUCUGCUAUCUCUGCCCUCUACUCUGCGAGACGGUCUGUGCCCCUGGAGGCUACGUGGACCACUUCUCUUCCAACCUGUUUCAAGCCUUGACGGAGAUGGUGGAAACUCCAGAGUCGUGAUGAACUUCUGGACAAACAGCAACCCCCACUCCCGGCUCCACCCACUUAUUUAUUAUGAAUAAACCCUAUCCUUGCAGGA
Phascolarctos cinereus (koala) is the source of this 1813-nucleotide messenger RNA. It is a transcript of the gene HRC, whose product is annotated as histidine rich calcium binding protein. Lineage: Eukaryota; Metazoa; Chordata; Mammalia; Diprotodontia; Phascolarctidae. Gene Ontology annotation, molecular function: calcium ion binding. The record is from RefSeq and is a predicted model, not a curated record.